Molecule: messenger RNA, 3837 nt
Organism: Solea solea (common sole)
Lineage: Eukaryota; Metazoa; Chordata; Actinopteri; Pleuronectiformes; Soleidae
Gene: ccdc50a
Product: coiled-coil domain containing 50a
Exons: 13
Coding region: 288-2159 (623 amino acids)
Cellular component (GO): cytoplasm
Molecular function (GO): ubiquitin protein ligase binding
Source: RefSeq, a predicted model, not a curated record
UAGUAGGUUGUAGGAAGGAGGGACGCUCGUGGAGAAAAUCUGACGCUAGCAUCAGUAAAACAGCUGCCAAACAAUCUCAACGGCGACGUAUCGAGAGAGAGAGCGAGAGCGAGAGAGAGGCUACCGAAACUAAUCAACAGGGCCGUCCAGCACCUGAACCAUCAAUCGGGUUUAUGAGUCAAGGCAAUCAAUCAGGCUGCCGUUAACCUUCGGAAGAAGCGUGGACGUAUAAUUCACCGUCAGCUGGGCUGUGUUGUUUUUUUUUUUAACUUACUACCGGCGUCAUCAUGGCUGAAUGUAACAUUAGCAUCGACCAGAAAAAGCUACCUGGAGUGAAAGAGGUGUGCCGAGACUUUGCCGUGCUUGAGGACCACUGUCUGGCCUAUAACCUCCAGGAACAAGAAAUUGAGAGCCACUUGGCGUCCAAUGUCCAUAAAAGCCGCCUGGUGCAGAAUGACCUGCAGGUUGCCAAGAAGCUGCAGGAGGAGGAGGACAAGAGGGCCAAGCUCCAGAACCAGAAACAGCACACUGACAUCGAGCGCCAAGAUAAUGAGAUUGCCCAGGAGAUUCAGGAAGAACUGGCUCGACAGGCAGAACAACAACGACAGCAGGAAGAAGAAGAUGCGGCCAUAGCUCGUAAACUACAGGAGAAGGAGAUGAAAGAAGAAAAGAGGAGGAAAAAACAACUGGAGGCAAACGUCGAGGAGGAUUACUUUGAGGAUCACGGAGCUGCAAGAAGACCUCUUGAUUUGGACAAACACCCUCGCCACGCAUCAACAUCACCAGGUCAUUAUGAUGCAAAUGCUCUAGUGAGCUCACAUCGUGAUUACUCCCCAGAUUACAGCUCAACGGAGCCCAAAAGGAGCAGAUACCCAAGGCAGGAGCCAGCAGCACCCCACAGCCGUUCCAGAUACCCGGAGCACUACUUGACAGAGGGGGGGCGAAGCAGGCAUGCAGAUCCCUAUCCAGAGCACCUGCUGCCCUCUAAAGGCAAGCAUGGGGACAGGUACCCAGAGUAUGAACCCACAGAGACUGGCAGAACCAGAGGCCCUGGAGGGGAGGACCAAGAGAGAGUGGUGAGGAGGAAGGAGAGACCACACAGACCACCUCAGCCACAUAUACCCAUAGAAAGAGACAAGGCCGGGGACAGAGAAAGAGACAGACAGCGUGACAAAGACCGGCUCAGAGACCUUGAAAGGGAGAAGCAUAUGGAAAAAGAGCACAGGUUGAACAGGGAGCAGGACCUCAGAGGGGCGAGAGGAAGAGACCGGGAAAAAUCCAGAGAUAGAGGACAUAGUCUGGACAGACAGCGAGAGAGAGACCGGCAAAAACAGAAAGAAAAAGACAGACAACGUGCAAGAACCAGGAGCAGGGAGAGAGGACUUGAUGAGGAUUAUUUGGAGCAAGGUCAUAGCAGGGACUGGACAAGGGAGGGCAGGGCACCCAAACACUCUGUUCAUGAAGAGGUGUUUGAAGAACCCAGGAGUGAUGAAGGGAGAGGGAACGGCAAGGAAUUCUUGGACACUCAGCAGGGGGAGGGUCCCAGCAGAGAACGCAUUUACACUCAUCCCAACAGCGAGACAGGUCGUAUUGUGCACCGAGGGAGUGGAUCAGUGAUCGAAAGUGAGUAUGAGCUGAAUGAGGCCACCAAGGGGUUGACGAAGCUGGAUAUUCGAGAGCAGGAGUUGAAGGACAUGGAGGUGGCCAGGAAGCUGCAAGAGGAAGAAGUCAAGGCAAGCAAGGUACAUGGGGUCCGUGCAGCUCAAGUGGCACAGGAUGAGGAAAUCGCUCGACUGCUGAUGGAACAAGAGAAAAAAGAGUACAAGAAGAAUCGAGAACGGGAAAAGGAGAAGGAACGAGAGAGGGAGAGGUUGGCCAUAGAGAGGAUGGGAGUGGAAAGGAGGCGGCCAGAGGGCGAUUACAGGCCAAAUUCAGAAGAAGUCGUUCGACCUAGAACGCGAGAUGAGUACGAAUACCAGAGGCAGAAGAACCACAACAAGCCUGCCAAGCCUCCUCAGCCUCGUGCACACAACUAUGAGAACGUUAACCCCGGCUAUGGCUACCCGGACCACCCUGCCCCCCAGCGUGCUCCUGCGAGACCUGAGGCUGCUUACAAAGCAUAUCAGAAGUGUGAUGAAGGUGCCUAUCACAAGCGGUGACUCAGGCUCUCUUCCACAUCCAGACACGUUGGCCCGUUAUUCUUUACAGAUAUAUAAUAUAUAUAAAAAUUUGUCUUUUUUUUGUUUUUAACCAUUUGCACUCUGUUGGGUAAAAGCCUUGGGACAAUCUAACUUUGCAAUGGUAUUUUAUUUUUAUUUUUAUUUUUUUAUGUAUUUUCCAAAUCUUGCCCAGAAUUAAAGAAAUGGGCCUGUGAGUGCUGGAAGCACACUCGCACAGUUUUUGUUUUUUUAAAUUAUGAUUGAUAUGAUUUCUUUUAUCUGACUUAAGAUCAAGACAUGCCAAAAGAGCAGCCUUGUGACAUAAACUCUCAUGAUUCUUAGCUGUUGAAGUAGAGGAACUGGCUCUCCAUUUGCUGUGCUGAUCAUGUGCUGAUGUUUCAUCUGUGGACCAUGUCAUCACAGGGGCUCAUUGCUGGAUUUAAUCUCAGAUUUCCUCAUGACUCUUCAUGGGACGUGCCUGUCUGGUCCCCCGUGGAUGCUACAGUGUCUUAGAACCAACACGGCAGCUGCUUUGUAUCACCCGUGCUGCAGGUGCGCUCACCUGUCAUGCUGUGCACCGAAGACUCCGCAGGCCUUGUCCAUGUGCCACACAAAGUAUGACUCUGGAGGAGUACAUAUCCAUUGCUGUAUUAAAACAAAACUAAAAAAAAAUAGCCUUUUAUCAAGAUGCUGGUAGUUUUGACAUUAUUACCACCUUGUUCCAGAGCAGAGGAAGUGGAGCUUUGUGAUGAUCUAUGGACAUUUAAAUGGUUGUCGGCGCUUUCAGCUUGUGAGGAGCACAUUUUAACCCUUAAUCUAAAAGCGGUCGGAUGGAAUUCUGUGUAUGACUCACUGUUUCUAUGUGCAUGCUUACUGAAAGUGUACAACUGUGUACAUGCAUUUCAGCUUUAUAUCCAAUUGUCUAGCUUUCUAUUCAGAUUUUAGUCAGAAAGGGCUAAAGCCACAAAAAGACAAUAAUCUUCUUCUUGUGAAUGAACAAAAUAAGUGCUCGCUCCUAUUCUGCUGGAUCGUCUAUGAAUUCCCUGCCCCUUUUUAUUAGCAGUUGCCAUUAGCAAACCUAAAGUAGCUCAUAACAACAGAAAUGAAAUGCAUGUACAUUGCUUGUCUGUGUCAAACCUGAAUUCAUGCUUGUGCUUAUGGCACAGAAGUGUGCGAUUGAAUAUCUGCUUUUGUUUUAUUUAAAUGUAAUUGUUUUGCUUUUUUUUCUUCAUGAAAUUUGUGUGACCAAAUCAUGUGUUCCAUUGUGGCAAAUUUGAGAUUCUUGCGUCCCAACCAAAAAGGGAGACUUUUAUUUUAUACAGUAUUUUGUUGCUCUUUCCUCUCAUUGUUGCAUAGGUUUUGUUCCCUGGAAAAAAAGGCCUCUGAUCUUUGUCUCAAAGGCAGAAAUCUCUUCCUGUCUUCAGAACAAGCAAACAAUCCCACAAUAGAAGUUCAUUUAGACGGAGGGGAAAUUCACACAAGUGUAGCUGGAAAGUUGACAUGAAUGUAUGUCACUAUAAGGGACCUAUUUGAGUUUAUUUUCUGUUCAUAUUGAAUAGAGAUGAUGUAACGUAUUUUAUUUUGAGCUUUUUGUUUGACUGAGACUGGUUUCAGGUGGACUCGGAUGGGGUUUCAGAGCUGCUUUCAUGUUCUUUUGCAAUAAAUGUUGCUGAAAGUA